AUGAUCGACCGACACAUCACGCGGCACCCAGCGGUCACCAAAACUGCACUAGAAGCUGCAUCUAAUGUUCAAAAUACUAUUCAGGAAAUUAGAGAAAAUUGUGAUGUAGAGUUUCGACAAUUAUUUUUAUCUGUGAUAACAUUGUGUGAAAAAUUUGAUAUUACUGUUAGUUUGCCACGUCAAUGUAAAUCAGAUAAUCCAGAAUAUUUUUUGAGAGUCUCAGUAUUCAUACCUUUUAUAGAUAAUUUUCUAGACCAAUUGAACGAUAGAUUUAUAUCACACAGGAUUGUCUUGAAUAAUUUUGAUUGUAUUUUACCCAAGAUAGAAAUGAAAAUAUCUGAAGAGAUUAAAGGUAAAUUCAAACAAUUAGUAGAAACAUAUCAAGAUAUAAUUUAUAAAUGA
Molecule: messenger RNA, 402 nt
Organism: Macrosiphum euphorbiae (potato aphid)
Lineage: Eukaryota; Metazoa; Arthropoda; Insecta; Hemiptera; Aphididae
Source: the annotation of a GenBank genome assembly